UGCUGAGAAAUGUGGCGCGGGGUCGCAACGGAGGCCUCGACACAACAAAGACGGAAAAGUCUUGAUAAGCGAGCGCAAUCUGGGCGCCAUCAGGUGGCUCUUUUGUUUGCCUCACAAUCUGCUUCUUUGGCGUAAACAACACCUGCUUUCUUCAACAAGUCCUUGUUGUUGUUAAAGACGAGAAGAUGUAUUUUCACCUCAAAAUCACUUGGUGACUUGCAGUGUACAGAACAUUCUCGCUGCCUGUGUUGCUUCUUCCACACGCAAGAUGGCAAACGUCGCUGCCGGGAUGGCGACAGACUGGCCGGCUGGCACGAGAGACUGGACGCUUGCAACCUCCUGUUGUGUGUGUCUUUGGCUUUGAGACGGCGCCAAAGUGACAGGAAGGUUUCGAGCGAGCAUGGGAGCUGCAGAAGACACCAAAGCGAGGAGCGUGUUGGCGGCCCUGACACUGCUGUCCCUGUUGAGCCACAUGGAUGGCAUCGGCCAGGGCCCCCAAGGGCCCCGCUCGGGCCCGGACUCCAUCGGGAGGCACCGUCGCCACAAGAGAGGCUGGAUCUGGAAGCAGAUGUUUGUCUCGGAGGAGGACCCCACACCUCGCGUCAUCGGCCAGCUGAAAUCAGAUUACGACCGCGGGGAGUUCACCAUCCGAUACAUCCUGUCCGGGGAAGGCGCCGGCGACACUUUUGCCAUCGACGAGUACUCAGGCAAGAUCCGCACGCUGAAGAAGCUGGACCGCGAGGAGAAGGCCUUCUACAUACUCCAAGCGCAAGCCAUCAACAGGCUCUCUGGGGAGCCCGAAGAACCCCAGUCCGAGUUCAUCAUCAAGGUGCAGGACAUCAACGACAACGCACCGCAGUUCCUCAACCAGCCGUACGCGGCCAGCAUUCCCGAGAUGUGCCCCGUCGGCACCACCGUGGUCCAAGUGACGGCCACAGACGCUGACGACCCCAUGUUUGGCAAUAACGCCAAGCUCAUCUACUCCAUCCUGCAGGGGGAGCCCUACUUCUCGGUGGAGCCAAAGACAGGGAUCAUCGUGACCUCCUGGCCCGACAUGGACCGCGAGGCCAAGGAGCAGUACCUGGUGGUGGUGCAGGUGAAGGACAUGCUGGGCAUGAGCGGCGGCUACUCGGCCUCCGCCACCGUCAGCGUCAGCUUGAGCGACAUCAACGACAACGGGCCCAUCUUCCAGCACCAUUUAUACACCUUUGCCAUUCCCGAAGAUGCCGCGGUGGGAACCACGGUGGGCAGGGUCAAAGCGUACGACGCCGACAUAGGCGUCAAUGCCAAGAUGAACUACAGCCUGCUGGCGGACCUGGAAGAGAACGCUACCUUCAGCGUCCACACCGACCCGCUGACGCAAGAGGGCGUCAUCCUGCUGGCCAAGCUGCUGGACUACGAAACCAAGCGCCGCUACGUGAUGGUGGCGGAGGCCAUCAAUGAGGACGUGGAUCCCCGCUUCCUGCCCCCGGGGGAGUUCUCGGACCGGACCACGCUGAAGAUCCUGGUGGAGGAGGUGGACGAGCCGCCCGUCUUUCUUUCGCCGGUCUACGAGUGGAAGGUGGCUGAGAACGCGGCGGCGGGGAUCGUCGUCGGCGUUGUCAGCGCCCGCGACACCGACGCGGCCAACAACACUGUCAGAUAUUCUUUCGAAAAGCACAGUGACGCAGCAAAAGCUUUCAAGAUGGACCCGCUCAACGGAACCAUCUCCAUCGCCAAGCCUCUGGACCGAGAGCUAUCCGCCUGGCACAAUCUGACCAUCGUCGCCAAAGAGAGCUCGUCCAAGCGUUUGUCCUCCCGGGUUCUGGCGUCCAUCAAGGUGCUGGACAUCAACGACAACGCACCGCAACUGGCCGGCCCUUACCGGCCGUAUAUCUGCGAGGGAACGCAAGCGGGGGAGCUCAUCCAGCUACUGAGCGCCAUUGAUCCAGACGAGCCUUCCGAGGGUCACCACUUCUAUUUCUCCAUGGUCCCCGGCAAGCAAAUCAAUCCCAACUUCACCAUUCGGGAUAACCAAGACAACACGGCGGGCAUCGUGGCACGCAGGAGCACCUUCAGCCGCAGGGAGCGCAGCCACUACCUGCUGCCGGUGGUGGUGACGGACAGCGGCUCGCCCGCCCUGUCCAGCACCGGCACGCUGACCGUCAGUGUGUGCGGCUGCGGGCCCGCCGGCCGCUGCCCCUCCGGAGGCGUGGAGGCCCUGGCUCUGUCCAUGGGGGUCAGUCCGCGCACCUUGCUUGUGCUUCUCGUCUGCCUGCUCUUGGCCGCAGCCUCGUCAGUCCCCACGCUGUUGCUGUGGCGACGCAGGCGUGCGCAAAAGGCGGCACGCAGGAAGGCCAGCGAGCUGGAACUGCCCGAUACCGUGUCGCAGAAGGUGCUGUACUACGCCCAGGUGGGCCAGCCGAUUCGAGACCCGGUGGUCCCGCUACGCUCCCACCCCAGGAGGCGCGAGAGGCGGCUGGCUCGGGAAGAAGUCCGGGCCAGCAUCCGCAUGUCCCUGCGAGAGUCUCGCCUAGUGGGGCCCGAGGACGAUGUCUUCAGGCAGUUCAUCCUGGACCGGGUGGAGGAGGCGGACGGCGACCCGUACGCGCCGCCAUUCGACUGCCUGACGGCCUACGCCUACGAGGGCUCGGGAUCCUCGGCCGGCUCGCUCAGCUCGGUGGACUCGUGCGCGUCGGAGAGGCCGAGCCCGGUUCCCGGAGCUCCCUGGGCCAGACUGUCGCCCUGGUACGGCGGAGGCCAGGAGGACACCAUCUUCUGAGGACUACACGACCAGGCUCGCUGCUGUCACGCUUGGUGGAGGGCUCACUCUGUUCUUCAUUUCGGAGGUUUUGGACUUAUUGAUGCUCAGUGGGAUCCCCCCGCCCAAGCUUUCCUCAUUCAUGCUGCGUGCUUUUUUUUUUCCAGACUUUUGUGCAGCACACUGCUGUCACACCGUCUUUUUGUGUUUGUCACCUUUCUAACUUUUGCACUCAGUGUUCCUUUUCUCUGCUUUAUUUUCAGACUUUUCCGUGGCAGCUUUACCCAAAAAGUAUUUCCAUUAAUUGAUGUAGAAUGUAACAUUUGAUUGUGCCGUUGGUUUAUGCUUUAAUCAGUGUCGUAUUAUUAUGUAUUAUUCUCCCCCGUGUGAAAGCACACUAUAACUGACCCGUAAAUUUCCAUUCCAUGAUGCAAUCUACAAUGGAAUAUUUGAUAUACGGAAGGUGUGAACGCUUAUCGUAAUGUAUUUUUAUAAAUAAAGAUCACAAUUCCGGAAUGCGCCA
Molecule: messenger RNA, 3263 nt
Organism: Syngnathus acus (greater pipefish)
Lineage: Eukaryota; Metazoa; Chordata; Actinopteri; Syngnathiformes; Syngnathidae
Gene: cdh19
Product: cadherin 19, type 2
Exons: 14
Coding region: 401-2761 (786 amino acids)
Biological process (GO): multicellular organism development; homophilic cell-cell adhesion; adherens junction organization
Cellular component (GO): catenin complex; plasma membrane; adherens junction
Molecular function (GO): calcium ion binding; cadherin binding
Source: RefSeq, a predicted model, not a curated record